AGCUUCCGGCGCGCGGUCCGUGAGGAGGGAGGCAUGGCGGCGCCCGCUGCGGUCCUGGGCCCCUCGGCCCUCGGCCAGAGCGGCCCCGGCUCGAUGGCGCCCUGGUGCUCAGUGAGCAGUGGCCCGUCUCGUUACGUGCUCGGGAUGCAGGAGCUCUUCCGAGGCCACAGCAAGACGCGCGAAUUCCCGGCGCACAGUGCUAAGGUGCACUCGGUCGCCUGGAGCUGCGAUGGCCGUCGCUUGGCCUCGGGGUCCUUCGACAAGACUGCCAGCGUGUUCUUGCUGGAGAAGGACCGGCUGGUCAAAGAAAACAACUACCGGGGCCACGGAGAUAGUGUGGACCAGCUUUGUUGGCACCCAAGCAACCCUGACCUCUUUGUCACCGCAUCUGGAGAUAAAACCAUUCGCAUCUGGGAUGUGAGGACUACAAAAUGCAUCGCCACUGUGAAUACGAAAGGGGAGAACAUUAACAUCUGUUGGAGUCCCGACGGGCAGACCAUCGCUGUGGGCAACAAGGACGACGUUGUGACUUUCAUUGACGCCAAGACACACCGCUCCAAAGCGGAGGAGCAGUUCAAGUUUGAGGUCAAUGAGAUCUCAUGGAACAACGACAACAACAUGUUCUUCCUGACCAACGGCAAUGGUUGCAUCAACAUCCUCAGCUACCCAGAAUUGAAGCCUGUGCAGUCCAUCAAUGCCCAUCCUUCUAACUGCAUCUGUAUCAAGUUUGACCCCAUGGGGAAAUACUUUGCCACAGGAAGUGCAGAUGCCUUGGUCAGCCUUUGGGACGUUGACGAGUUAGUGUGCGUGCGGUGCUUUUCCAGACUAGAUUGGCCUGUGAGGACCCUCAGUUUUAGCCACGAUGGGAAAAUGCUGGCAUCGGCUUCGGAGGACCAUUUCAUUGAUAUAGCUGAAGUCGAGACAGGAGACAAGCUAUGGGAGGUGCAGUGUGAGUCCCCGACUUUCACUGUGGCUUGGCACCCCAAGAGGCCUCUGCUGGCUUUUGCCUGUGAUGACAAAGAUGGCAAAUACGACAGCAGUCGGGAGGCUGGAACUGUGAAGCUGUUUGGACUUCCCAAUGACUCCUGAGAGGGCCGACAGCGAGAGGAGAGAGGAGGCAGGAGGCCGGGCGGACUAUUUGGGCUACCUAAUGACUGUACCUUUCAGGGAGAGGAGGCCUGGGCUUCCUAAUGACUCCUGAGAGGACCUGAUGGGAGAGGAGGCUGGGUGCAGACCUUCCUUUUGUAUAGUUCAAUGUAGUCUUUUGGACUUGUAGGCACCAUAAAUGUUUAUAAAUGUCAUAAAUGACCAAAAAAAAAAAAAAAAACCAAACCAAAAAACCAAAACCAAAACGGCCCAAAAAUCUUUGGUCAGGCUGAGUGUACCUUAACCCUCUCUGUGAUACUGGAGAACUGAGCUAGCUUUACUGUGGUGAGCAAGUGCCCCACAUUAGCUCCAGCCCCAGCCCCAGCCCCACCUCCUGGGUUUUGUGUUGGUGUAUUUGUGUUAGCAGUUCCCAUCCCUCCCCGCUGCUGACAGCUAGCUAAUGAGGAUUUUGCAAGUGCAGGUCAUGGUCUGUUUUGUUUUAGGGUUCUCUAGAGGAACAAAACUGGUAGACUAUCUGCCUAAGAACAGAACUGAUGUGGAACAUCUGUUUGUCUGUGUAUAUAUCUGUGUCUCCGUAUGGGAUUUUAUCAGAGUGGCUUAGAGGCUGUGGUCUGGAUAGUCAGUCCAGCUGUCUCCUGAUGGGAAGGCCAAGGAUCCAGUAGUUGUUCAGUUGUUCAGACUGGAUGUCUCAGCAGUGUUACUCUGGUGCUGGAGUCCCGAGGGAUCCCUGGAGAGCUGCUGAUCGUGGUCUGUGUUGGAAUCCUGAAGAAGUAGGUUCUGUGGUUAGCAGCAGAGGAGGCCCCGGCAGCAGGGUAGAUGAACCAGGCGGUGAGAGUGAGGGCAAGCAGGGGAAAAGCCAUAGCUUGCUUUUUCCCUGUCCUUUUAUAUAGGCUGCCACCAGCGUGUGUGUCCCAGAUUUAGGGUGGGUCUUCCCACCUCAAAGGAUCAAGGAAAAUCUCUCACAGGUGUGCCCUGCUGGUUGGGUUUCAGUGUUUCCAGAUGCCACAGUCAAAGUUGACAGCCAAGAUAGCCCAUCACUUGAGUAGCAUAGCAUGCCCUCUCCUGCUGGGAGGGCCCUGUUUUCUGGAUUUGACCAUGGCAGAGUUUGUUGGACAUCUGCUUAGGCGGUACUGGUUUAAAGGGAGGGUAGCAGCAUAGGGAUGGGAUUUUUGAAAAGCAAUUUUGAGAACAGAGCAUUCAAUAAAACUGGCUUUCAUUA
Mus musculus (house mouse) is the source of this 2326-nucleotide messenger RNA. RefSeq names its product THO complex 3 (gene Thoc3). Gene Ontology annotation, cellular component: chromosome, telomeric region; transcription export complex; nuclear speck. Bases 34 to 1089 code for a protein of 351 amino acids. The record is from RefSeq and is marked validated. NCBI's taxonomy places the organism in Eukaryota, Metazoa, Chordata, Mammalia, Rodentia, Muridae. The transcript has 6 exons. Gene Ontology annotation, biological process: mRNA export from nucleus.